This is a messenger RNA of Pyricularia grisea, 789 nucleotides long. RefSeq lists its product as uncharacterized. The transcript has a single exon. The record is from RefSeq and is a predicted model, not a curated record. The coding region runs from base 1 to 789 and encodes 262 amino acids. NCBI's taxonomy places the organism in Eukaryota, Fungi, Ascomycota, Sordariomycetes, Magnaporthales, Pyriculariaceae.
AUGGAACCCAGCCACUCAAAAGAGGCGACCGGAAGGCCUAGUUCGACGUUAGCUGAUGAGCUAGCUGAAAUAGGACUUGCGCCCGGCCGGCAAAGAAUUCGGGCUCGCAGACGCAGCGGCAUAUCCAUGUCUCUGUUAGGUGCCAUUCUUGAAGCUAGUUCCAGCUCCAGCUCCAGCUCCAGCUCCUUCAGCAGCUCUGAGGAUGAGAGCUCCGAAUCCAGUGCAUCGUCCGGUGAAGCCACUUUGCCUACCGAACAAGAGGAUCCCCCGCAGGAGGACGGCGCAUACAUGGAAGACUCCUCUACGACCGCGUCAAGCGCGCAGCACAGCCCUCAAACAACUUCUUCGGGCCAAUCAUGGAACGAUCCAGACUUCAUACCGUACUGGGAUGACGAGUGGCAGAUGAAUCACGGGACAUUUCGCCCACAACAGGAGGGCGAAGCCGAUCGCCAAGCCCGGCAAGGGGCGACUCAUGACAGGAGUGCAUCUUCUCGCCUCUGGUAUUUCAUGACUUGCGGAGAUUCAGACGACAGCCCCAGCGAAGCCGAGGAGGUUGGACAGUUCACACCGCUAACUCUGACCCAGCGGCGAUUGUUGAUGCGCCGGAGACAGGAGCGCGCCUAUCGACAACAGCUCAGGGAAGAGAACAGCGCGGUAUCGCUGAGGGCCAUGAUGUACAGCUUGUUGUUGGCGUGCAUCAUGAUGGCCAUCGCACUGGGCGCGGCGGCGUACCUAAAUGGUGGUCUUCGUGUACCUCACCGUCGACACAGGGGAGAAACGCACCAGUAG